ACGAGGGGGCGGGGGGGGGGUUGGACUGCGGCCCCUUUAAGCGUAGGCCCCGCCUCCACCCCUCCCCCGCCCAGCCUGCGCUUAGCUCCAGCCGCUGCCGCCAUCAUGAUCUGUUUGGUGCUGACCAUCUUCGCUAACCUCUUCCCAGCGGCCUACUCCGGUGUGCAUGAGCGCACCUUCCUGGCCGUGAAGCCCGACGGCGUGCAGCGGAGGCUCGUAGGCGAGAUUGUGCGGCGCUUCGAGAGGAAGGGCUUCAAGCUGGUGGCUCUGAAGCUGGUGCAGGUGAACUCGGAGGCGGGGGUUCGAAGGAGGGUGCAGGGCGGGACAGGUGGGCGCGGGAGAGGGCGGUGCCUCGGAGCGGACCCCCUCCCUCUCCAGGCCUCGGAGGAGCUGCUGCGAGAGCACUACGCCGAGCUGCGCGAGCGCCCCUUCUACAACCGCCUCGUCAAGUACAUGGGCUCAGGGCCGGUAGUGGCCAUGGUGUGGCAGGGGCUGGACGUUGUGAGCACCUCUCGGGCGCUAAUCGGGGCCACAGAUCCAGCGAACGCCCUGCCCGGCACUGUCCGCGGAGAUUUCUGUAUCGAGGUCGGCAAGAACGUGAUUCAUGGCAGUGACUCCGUGGAGAGCGCCCGCCGUGAGAUCGCACUCUGGUUCCACCCUAACGAGCUCCUCUGCUGGGAGGACAGCACCGAGCACUGGCUGUAUGAGUAAUGGGGCAGCGGGGCUGGUCCUCCUCAGGCGAGAGACAACCCAACCCCAGGUGCCCAGGGCCUCUUGGGAUAGACCUGCUGCUAUAAGUUGGGGGUUCACAGUGCUCCUCUAGGAUCUCCAACAGGGGAGGUGGGUCUCCCCAAGCCCAGCAUGCCUGGAAAUGCACCAGGAUGGGGACCCUGGCACUCAGCUUGGUCCAGUGUUUCUUUUUAUAAUAAACUGAAGAAAAUCUAGA
Phyllostomus discolor (pale spear-nosed bat) is the source of this 946-nucleotide messenger RNA. RefSeq names its product NME/NM23 nucleoside diphosphate kinase 3 (gene NME3). Gene Ontology annotation, molecular function: nucleoside diphosphate kinase activity. The transcript has 4 exons. The coding region runs from base 106 to 711 and encodes 201 amino acids. The record is from RefSeq and is a predicted model, not a curated record. Gene Ontology annotation, biological process: CTP biosynthetic process; UTP biosynthetic process; GTP biosynthetic process. Lineage: Eukaryota; Metazoa; Chordata; Mammalia; Chiroptera; Phyllostomidae.